This is a messenger RNA of Alligator sinensis (Chinese alligator), 1243 nucleotides long. RefSeq names its product ankyrin repeat domain 1 (gene ANKRD1). Gene Ontology annotation, biological process: regulation of transcription by RNA polymerase II. The record is from RefSeq and is a predicted model, not a curated record. The coding region runs from base 280 to 1239 and encodes 319 amino acids. NCBI's taxonomy places the organism in Eukaryota, Metazoa, Chordata, Crocodylia, Alligatoridae. Gene Ontology annotation, cellular component: nucleus. The transcript has 9 exons. Gene Ontology annotation, molecular function: RNA polymerase II-specific DNA-binding transcription factor binding.
CGGUUAGACAGUGAGACUCAACCUAGCUCCCAACUGACAUCCCCCCUUCUCUCUUGACACUAGAUCUGGCUAGUUAACACGUCUGGAAUGAAAAUGAACCUACCUCUGAGCUGGCGAAUCCAAGGGGCAUAUCUGGUUUCCCAGGUUGGAAGAUUAUCUCACCCAAGCUAAGUUCUCCAAAGAUAUAUAAGCUAAGAUAGGCUGGUGGUCUCAGCAGAGCUGACUUGAGCACUGGGUGUCUUAUCCAUAAAGGAGUACAACUAACAACAACCAGCAAACAUGAUGAUGCUGAAAGUGGAGGAUCUGGUGACGGGGAAGAAGAGUAACAGCAAUGAGACUGGAGGUUUCCUACCAGAAGACUUCAAACAUGGAGAGUAUGAAGCUACUGUGAGAUUAGAGAAACAAGAGGAUCUCAAGACACUCCCUGAAAACUUACUGGCCCAAAGAGAUCUUACCUACAAAAAGGAGAAAAAGCUAGAGGCAGAGCUCAAGAAGAAAAAGCUAGAGGAGAGACCAAAACUUGAAAACUUGCAGGAUCUUGAAAAAAUUAUUCAGCUGAAGAAAAGGAAAAAAUGCAAGAAAGUGAAAGUGCCCAUUUUAAAGGAACCUGAACCUGAAGUAAUUAUAGAAUCAGUGGAUGUACCAACCUUUUUAAAAGCAGCGCUGGAGAAUAAGUUGCCAGUAAUUGAAAAAUACUUGUCAGAUAAAGGGGAUCCAGAUGCUUCUGACGAGUACAAACGGACUGCACUACACAGGGCCUGCUCAGAAGGACAUCUAGAGGUGGUGAAAAAGCUAGUGGAAGCUGGAGCCCAAUUUGAAUUCCAAGAUAUGCUUGAAUCUACUGCUAUUCACUGGGCAUGUCGUGGGGGAAACUUGGAAGUUCUGAAGUUCUUGCUAGACAAAGGAAUAAACAGAAAUGCUAGAGACAAGCUGCUAAGUACACCUCUGCACGUAGCUGUGAGGACAGGUCGGUAUGACUGUGGUGAACACCUUAUUGCUUGUGAAGCAGAUCUUAAUGCCAGAGACAGAGAAGGAGAUACACCUAUGCAUGAUGCAGUGAGGCUGAAUCGUUAUAAAAUGAUUAGACUCCUGAUUCUUUAUGGAGCAGAUCUAAAUAUAAAGAAUGCUGAAGGAAAAACUCCUAUGGAUCUUGUACUUCAGUGGCAGAAUGGCGCCAAAGAAAUAUUCAACAGCCUUAAAGACAAAUCCUAUAAGAGCUCACAAAUAGAUACAUUCUGAAGAG